UCGGGUUCAAGGUUCAACCCUUUAAACUUUAAUCAACAUUUAUACUCUUAUACACUUGCCAUAAAUAAAAGUGUAAUUUACUUAUAAAACUUCCUCGAGUCAUGAGAUUCUCACACACAAUAAAAUUUCCUAAAGGGAAGGAAAGGCCAACCCCAACUGUUCCAAAUUACCGCUAAAACUUCCUCAUUACUCAACUCCCACACAUUUUAUUUUCCUCCAAAAAUUUCAAAUAACUCCCGCGUCUUUCUUUUCCUCCUCCCCUCCUUUUCUUUCUUUCCCUCUUCCCAUAAACCUCCACAUUUUCCUCUCACUCACUCCGAGCUGAAAACUUCAACUGCUCUGAGCUCUCUAGACCCAAAAAAACCCACUUGUUUUUUGUUUUUUUGAAGAAAUGGGAAAUAGAUCGAGAGCUAAAAAAGCUGAGAGUUUUGGAAAGGGAAAAGUGACCCCUCUCCAAGUCGCAUUCAUCGUGGAUCGCUAUCUCUGCGACAACAACUACUCCCAAACUCGCUCCAGUUUCAGAACUGAAGCUUCUUCUCUCAUCUCCACAUCCCCAGUUCAAGAGGCACCGAAGAGCUUGUUGACUUUGGGGGCGAUGUUGAAUGAGUACAUUAGUUUGAAGGAGCAGAAGGUGAUGUUGGAGCAAGAAAGGGCUCGAUUAGAUCAAGAGAAAUCUCGGGUUCAAACGCUAUUGCACGGUAUGCAAUCUGCCAUGAACACUUACAAUGCAAGCGGAAGCCUCCCGUCGCUGCCACCGAAUAUGGCCGCUGACACCACGAGAUCUGCUGUUGUGGUGGCUCCACAACCAGUCCAAGCUAGUACUUCAGGCUGGCCAGUGCAAAAUACACCGACUGUUAAACCAGUGUCCACUCCUUCCAACGCCAUUAUGAAUCCUGGGACUUUAUACACACCAAUCACAGAUCCAUCUGCACAAAAAAGAAAGGAUGUUAGGGUUGCAACAGAUGCACCUCCAGCUGCAAAGAGAUCUCGUUGUGACUUACCCACCAGAAAGCUUCCAAACAGAGGUGCAAAUACACUUUCACAAUCAGUUAAUACAGUUGAUUGUCAGGAAAUUGCUCAGCCUUCUAGUGCAAUGCAACCAUCGCCUGAUAACUAUCAUCCUGUAGGGCCGUUGGUUCAAGGAUCUAGUGUUGCCAAAUGUUUGUUCAACCAGCCUUCGCUCUCCAUUCCAAGCAAUUCAUCUGGUCCUAAGACACCUGCAAGAGCAAACUCUAGUCAAAGUGAUAAAUCCACAUCUCCUCUGGAGAUUUCUUCCAGUGUCAAUUGUAGUAACAGCAAUACUCCUCAAGAGGUUACCCCAACUCGUUGCACUGUAAUCUCAUCAAAAAGAGUUACUGUGAGUCCAAACAAACAAGUAAUGUACGCUAUGGAGAGGAGCCAUUGCAUUUCCUCUUCCUCACCAAUUAAGACAAAUUUGAAGAGACAGAGUAAGAGGGAUCAUGUUAAAGGAAGGCUAGAUUUUGAUGGGUCUGAUGUGGUAACAAACUCAGACAAACCUAUUGCUGAUGAAAUUUCUACACCAGAGUCUGGAAAGGAAGUGGACAUUUUUGAUAUUGAUUUGUCUAAUUUAGAUGCAUUUGGAGAUUUCUCCUUCACUGAAAUGUUAGAUGAUCUUGAUCUUGACUGUGAAGGAAUUAAUUAUACCUGCAAUCCAUCCCUGGGUUCUUCGAUUGACACUGUUUCAGGAUCAUCAUCUCAUGAAUCGGUGGAUGGUAAUGUGGGGGCUAAUCAAGUGAUGUCAGAAUAUACAUCAACUGUGACUGAAGUACUAUCAGAGAAAGGCAUGAAUAUGAAUGGCUCGGAUUCUCUGACUGCAGUGAAGUCCAUAACAAAAUGCAUACGGAUUUUAAGCCCUGCAAAAAGUUGUAGGAGUAAUUUGGAUCGGGAUAAUUGCUUUGCAAGAAACUGACUGGUUGAAGGAAUGACUCUUAAGCUGACAUAGAGGUUGUACAUUUUUGUGGAGGUUGCUGUUAACAAAUGAACAUUGAAGAAUCAAAUUAUUUGAAAAUUCUUGAUCAAAUGUACUUAGUUUUCCCUUCUGUUCAAAUGUGAAUCGAAUGCUUAAACAUAUUCAUAGGAAUAAAGAGGACAAAUUGAGGACAUUUUGUAUCAAGCCAAGAAUGUCUGCAGUUUCUCUACUUCAUCUGGGCUUCCAAUGAAAAUUGGUGUACGCUGGUGAACCUGACAAAGAAGAAAGUAAAUGUCAGCUGUGGUUGGAAUUAAAUCCCUUAUUAAGUUACUCUUUCCUAGUGAAUUUUACAACUGAUAGCAAGACACUUUUUGUUCAAAGAAGCUCUUUGAAUUUGUGGGUUUAGUCCCUAUUGUAGCACAAAUUUCCAAUGUCCUGUUUACAUUUGUUACAUAAAUCAAUUGUAGAAGUGCUAUGUUUGAUUUUGCAAAAAAACUAUUGAUAAUGAGAAGCUUUUAUUACCUCCUCU
Quercus robur (English oak) is the source of this 2459-nucleotide messenger RNA. RefSeq lists its product as uncharacterized. The coding region runs from base 392 to 1930 and encodes 512 amino acids. The record is from RefSeq and is a predicted model, not a curated record. The transcript has 7 exons. Lineage: Eukaryota; Viridiplantae; Streptophyta; Magnoliopsida; Fagales; Fagaceae.